AUGGACUCCAAGAAUGACGACUCUACCGACAACAAAAAUAACAAUGAGGAUCACCGCCUCAUGAACUACCUCCGCCGUCCAUACGACCCGGCAUCUACUAACAUGCUCACCAUUCGCACCAGCUGGGUUCGCACCAUGCACCAUGCCGCCCAAGCCUAUCUCCGUCAAAUGACCUCGACGCCGUCGACGACCAGCAACAUCACCGAACAAGACAUCUUGUACGCCUUUAUUUGGCAUCUGCUCACUCGAGCGCAAAUCCAUGGCAGCGGCAGCGGCAGCAGCAGCAACCAUGACAGUGUCGUCCCCGGUAACAACCCCGUGGAAGUAGUAAAACUUGUCACCAUCGUCGACGUCCGCAGCGCCCCCUCCCCUCCUACUCACACCCAAAGCCAGAACCAACUUCACCCUGACUACCACCUCCCAGCCAUCGCCACUGUCCCUCUACAGCAGUUCCUCCGCCCAGUCAUCACCGACGAGACAGGCAUUCCCCAUCUCCGACAAUACGCCCUGCUUGCCCUUGCGAUCCGCUCGGCCAUCGAAGCCGUGCAAGCGCAAGCUGGCCAGGAAGAUGCGCGGCGACUUAAGAUGGCGGCGAAGAGGGAUUCGAGUGAAGGUUGCGGAAGGCUGUUGGGUAUCUUUUCUCUUGAGGAAGCGAGAAGAGAGGCUUGGAAGGGGAUGGGGUAUGGAGAAUCGCAUGAGAGACGGAUGGCGACGGUGGAGAUUGGUUCUAGGAGGAUGUCGUCGUCAUCGAGAGAGGAUGAGAUGGAGAUGGGAUUGGGGGUACACACUGUGUAUAAACCAUCGACGCCGGCCAGCGCCGACUAUUAUGCGAUUGUGUUCCCCAUGACUGGGGCGGCUCAAGGAAGAAUGGGAGACGGGAAAUGGAGGGUGCAGCUACAUCUGCAUCCGCUGGCUAGGCAGUGGUUGAGGAGGUGGAUGAAUGAGAAGCCUGAGGAGGCUGAAAUUGAGCCGAUGAUUCGGUGA
Molecule: messenger RNA, 984 nt
Organism: Neurospora crassa OR74A
Lineage: Eukaryota; Fungi; Ascomycota; Sordariomycetes; Sordariales; Sordariaceae
Exons: 1
Coding region: 1-984 (327 amino acids)
Source: RefSeq, a predicted model, not a curated record